Molecule: messenger RNA, 609 nt
Organism: Fusarium subglutinans
Lineage: Eukaryota; Fungi; Ascomycota; Sordariomycetes; Hypocreales; Nectriaceae
Exons: 2
Coding region: 1-609 (202 amino acids)
Source: RefSeq, a predicted model, not a curated record
AUGACAUCUCCCGCAGCGCCAUGCCGUCCUCCCAAUCCUUCCGAACCACCAUUGUCUGAAACCGGUACAAAGCCAAUAACUCUGCUAUCGAGAGGAACACCAACACGGAGUACAACAGCCUCUGGUCACGAUGUCGCAGCGGAAGAAUACAAAAUGUUUAUUACGCUCGUCUUUGGAGUUUCCAUUUUCGGGGCAUCAACCUUUGCUGUAGCCAUCGGCCAGAUGACAGAUCCAGCAGACAUAUGGAGACCUAAAAAGCCUCCGUUCUCUAUGGAAACGGUCCGAGGUUUCCUGGGAGGUGCCUGGCUAUGUUUCAUUCUUGCGAUUGCUGUUGCUGGCUUCAGCUCGAGUCUACUGACACUCCUCAAAAAUCACGCCAAUGGAGCUGACGUGAAUGGCCAGAAAAGGUGGAAGACUAUUGCAAUUACUACUUCUGUGCUUCUAUGGACAUUACUUGCAGUGGCCUUCCUCUUCUUAUCUUUGGCUAUGGUUCCGUAUGCCUAUAUCCCAGGAUGGAUCGCUGUGGCAUCUGCGAUCCUUUUUGGUAUUGGUAUGGCGUGCUUGUUAUUUUUUCAGAUUCGGGCACACUUUAUAAAUAAUCAAGGUUAG